AAUAUAACUUUUUUGGACUUCUGAAUUCCUAACCUUUCGGGACAGAGUAGUCUUCUGCUCAUAAACCCCUCUAGAACCCCACAAGAAGAAAAAAGAAGCUGCCUGCCUACAUUUCCUGCUCUCUCUGAAAUCCCAACCUCCAUAAUCUCCCAGAUAAAUGGGAAAAAUCUCUGCGUUUCACAUUCAGAAAUUGCAUACUCCAUGGUAUUCUCCUUGAAGGCAAUACAUUUCUCGCUUAAGCCCAUUCAAAGAUUCAUUCUUUCUCGCUCCUUUUCGGGCUUCACCCCAUUGCCCGAACCAUUAUUUUCUGAAAUCAAAGCAGCAUUUAAUCGGGGAAAUCUCAGAGCUAUCGACCCAAAAAUUGUAUCCCAAAUUCAACCCUUUCACGUGGGAUCAAUUCUAUAUGGCCUUCGCUCUAAACCAACUUCGGCAAUCAAGUUCUUUCAGUGGUCUGAGACUGUCCUUGGGUUUAAUCACACAAUCCAGUCUCAUUCCUUACUCUGUCACUUGCUGUUGCGUAAAGAACGUUUUGAUGAUGCUAGAUGGGUUUUUGUUAGAAUGGUUCAGAAGUUUGGGGAUUUUGAUUGUGCCUCUGUUUUUGACGAGGGAAUUGAGCUUUACAGGUCGAACAGGAGCGCUGUGUUUAGCUUUCUGGUGGAGGGUUACUGCAGAAUUGGUUUGAUUAACCGGUCAGUUCAGUUGUUCUUACAAUUAUGUAAAAUGGGUAUUCCUGUUUCGUGCCAUGCAUUGUCAAAAAUGUUGAAUCUUUUAAUUGAUUCAAGAGGCUUGGAUAUGAUAUUAAGUAUCUGCAAAGGCGUGGAGAAUGUGUUAGUUGGAGAGUCUAGGCAGUGCUUUGAUAUCUAUGGUUAUGUGAUGAAUGGUUUCUGCAAGAACGGUGAUGUUACUGUUGGCUUACAGUUUCAUCGGAGGAUGGUUGACGGUGGUUUCGUUCCUAGUAUUGUAUCUUGUAACAAAAUGUUGAAAACUAUUUAUCACAGUGCUAACUGUAUAGAUUUGGCUAAUGAAUUGUUCUUGUUAUUACUUGAAUUAGGACCAGAGCCCAAUGUGGUGACUUUUAGCACGCUAAUUAAUUACUACUGUAAAGAGAAAAAGUUGGAGGAGGCAUUUAAGCUAUACGUCUUAAUGCUAGGGAAGGGUAUAGAUCCAGACCUUGUAGUGUAUAGUAUUUUGGUAGAUGGGCUAUUUAAGGCUGGAAAGUUUGAAGAGGGAUUUGAGCUUCUCAGGAUAUCUCUUCGGAAAGGAAUUAAAUUGGAUGUUGUGAUCUUUAGUUCGGUUGUUGAUGCUCGUGUUCGAGGUGGAGAUGUUGAAAGGGGGGCUUUAGUAUUCAGGACAAUGUUGAAGGAAGGGGUUCACCCUAGCAUCAUUACCUAUGGCAUUCUUGUAAAUGGCUUGUGUCAAAUUGGACGGGUGCUGGAGGCUUUUGGAGUUUUUGGUUGGAUGCUAAAAAAUGCGAGCGAACCAUCUCUCUUUCUUUAUAGUAGUCUAAUUGAUGGCCUUUGUAAGUCAGGGGAUCUUAAAGGUGGAAUUAGCUUGUAUUGGGAUUUACUUGGGAAGGGCCUAACACCUGAUGUUGUAGUAUGCAACGUGCUAGUAAAUGGUCUUAGCAAACAUGGGCGAAUGCAUGAUGCUACGAGAUUCUUCUAUCAGGCGGUGAAGAGUCAUGCAACUCCUAGUGUUUAUAUGUUCAACACCUUACUUGAUGGUUGGUGUAGAUUAAAACAUGUAAAUAAUGCAGUAAAAGUGUACAGGCAAAUGGGCACUUAUAGUGUACUUCCAGAUAUAGUGACUUAUACCACUCUGAUCAAAUUUAUCUCUCAACAAAACAAAGUGGGGGAGACACUAGCUUUUUUCUUCAACUUGCUCAAAAUGGGUUUCUCUCCAGAUAUUGUAUCAUAUUGUGCUCUGACUGACGGACUCUGCAAACAGAACAAUCUGACUGCUGCAUUACGAAUUUUCUCCCUCAUGUUAAGUAAUGGAGUAAAGCCUGAUAUAGCCAUCUACAAUGUUCUUAUUCAUGCAUUUUUUGUUGAAGGUAAGUCAAAAAAUGCAUUGGAGCUUUUUAAGCAGGCCUCUAAGAAUGGACCAGAACCAGAUAUUGUGACCUAUAAUAUUGCCAUUGAUGGCUACUGCUCCAUGAAAAUGUUGACCGAGGCUGUUGAACUUUUUGAAGAGCUGAAAUUCAAGGAGAUAAGAUUCAACACUAUUACGCUUACUAUUUUAAUUAAUGCAUUUUGUAAAGAAGGAAGAAUGGAUGAUGCAAUCUCUUUGUUUUCAAUGAUGCUGGAGGAAGGUCCUGUACCUAAUGUAGUCACUUAUAGUUCUUUGAUUGAUGGCUACAUUAAAUCCUUCUGUUUAGAAGAUGCUUUCAAGCUGUAUGAAGAGAUGCUUGGGGAUAAGGUCUCUCCAAAUAUUGUGAGUUACAGCAUCCUAAUUGAUGGUCUUUGUAAAAGAGGUCGUGUGCAUGAAGCGUCUGAAAUCUUUUCGGCUGCUCUAAACAAGGGGUUGCUUGCUGAUGUGGUAGCAUAUGGGAUUUUGAUUCUUGGCUAUUGCAGAGUUGGUAGGUUUGUGGAAGCCACAUCUUUGUACAACAGCAUGCUUAGAGAUGGUAUCAUGCCAGAUAGUGUCAUACAAAGGACAUUGGCAAUUUAUAAUCUUCAUAAUGGUUCAGGGACGCAAGUAGAUAAUGCAGUGGAAGGAAAUGCUUAUGUGGUGCUUCAGAACUCGUAAACUUUGGAACUUUGGUCGCAGUCCAAGAACUAAUGGUGUGUCAAUUCCUUCGAAAGCUACCUUUUUCAUCGCCUAUACAAUGGCCAAUGAUUUGGCAGGUAUUACUACUACGAUUCUACAUUUGAAGCUUUUACUCAUAUUACAAUUGAAGAAAAUACUUAUUUGAAAAACGGAAAGGGGUAAAAAGACUAAAUGGGGCCUCGAGAGCGUAGAUUUUUCCAAAAAACUCUUUUCAUUACAUGUACCCCUGCUUGGACUUUUGUAUGCUGUAGUGUCUCUAACGCUUGUAAUUUUAUACCUUUUAUAUGGCUCUUCUUCUGUUUUCCAUACUUUGUCUAUUGCAUUUUGAUCUUGGCUGCUCAUUUUGUAUUUUAGUUACGAA
Oldenlandia corymbosa var. corymbosa is the source of this 3130-nucleotide messenger RNA. Lineage: Eukaryota; Viridiplantae; Streptophyta; Magnoliopsida; Gentianales; Rubiaceae. The record is from the annotation of a GenBank genome assembly.